GAUUGUGCGCGACACGGACAACGUCAAGGCGGACAGGAUGGCUCGAUAACAAAAGAGGCUGCCUAAAAUAUAAUAUUUCUUCAUUCAUAGCCAUUUUCUAAUUUAAUCGAUAAUUACCCUGUACUUGUUUUUGGCAUCAUUUGUGACAAACUCAAGAGGACCAAUGUCUUUUCUUCGUUGGGUAUCUGAGAAAUUGAGUGUGGAGAGCCUACGGGAUUUGGAGUUAUUUGGAGAGCAAGCUCAGGGAUUCUCACACAGGAAAGCCCAUGAAGAGAGUCAGGAGAGUCUGACAUCACUCCCCCGUCGAGACACCAUGGGCAGCUUCCUGCCUGAUAGCAGCUCAUAUGAGCUACUGGCUGUAAUUGGGAAGGGCUUAGAUGACUUGAUGACAGUGAACUUGGCUCAAUACAGACCCACUGGGGAGCAUGUGGCCAUUCGACGGAUUGAUUUGGAGUCAUGCACUAAUGAUAUGGUUACCUACCUGCAGGGUGAACUACAUGUGUCAAAGUUGUUUCAUCACCCCAGUAUCCUACCAUACAAAAGUGUCUUCAUUGCUGAAAAUGAGCUUUGGGUUAUUACACCAUUCAUGGCUUAUGGAUCAGCAAGAGAUCUCAUCUGCACACAUUUUGCAGAUGGUAUGAGUGAGCUGACCAUUGCAUACAUUUUGCUAGGCAUGCUUAAAGCUCUUGAAUACAUCCACCACAUGGGAUAUGUACACCGGAGUGUGAAGGCCAGCCAUGUCUUGAUAUCUGCAGAUGGACAGGUCUGCAUGUCGGGUCUGCGAAGUAUCUUCAGUCUUAUCCGUCAUGGCCAGAGAGCUAAAGUGGUCCAUGAUUUCCCCCAGUACAGUGUAAAGGUGCUGCCUUGGCUUAGUCCUGAAGUACUCCAACAGAAUUUGCAGGGUUACGACUCUCGAUCAGACAUCUAUAGUCUUGGCAUUACAGCCUGUGAAUUGGCCAAUGGACACGUGCCCUUUAAAGAUAUGCCAGCUACACAGAUGCUGCUUGAGAAGCUAAAUGGUACAGUGCCAUGUUUGCUGGAUACCACCACUAUUCCCCCAGAGGAGCUGUCCCUGAAGCCGUCCCGCUCUGGUGCUGACUCUGGGAUCUGCGAGGGUCCAGGACCAGCAGGCGUCCGACACUCUAAUGGAGAGCCUUCCUCAUCGUCAGGAGGACAUCCAUAUAAUCGGACAUUCUCUCCACAAUUCCAUAACUUUGUUGAACUGUGUCUACAGCGAGACCCAGAACACAGACCAUCUGCCUCUUCUCUCAUUGGCCAUCCCUUCAUCAAACAGAUCAAACGGCGACCGUCUGAGGCGCUGCCUGAGCUGUUGCGGCCCGUGUCACCCAUCACUUGCUUUGAGAGCUCCCAGCCUCUGGACUCUCCUUCUGGACUGGCAAGUCUGGAAUCUGGUCUCAGUCACCUGGAUGUGGAUGACUGGGACUUCUGACAGUGGAGGACUUGGUAUGAGAGACGAGCAUAGGAUUAUACUGGAAAAACUGAGCAGACGCGAUGGCUUUUUUUUUUUUUUUUUUUUGUUAUGAUCCUCUGGG
Melanotaenia boesemani (Boeseman's rainbowfish) is the source of this 1553-nucleotide messenger RNA. It is a transcript of the gene strada, whose product is annotated as STE20 related adaptor alpha. The coding region runs from base 164 to 1450 and encodes 428 amino acids. Gene Ontology annotation, molecular function: ATP binding; protein kinase activity; protein serine/threonine kinase activator activity. NCBI's taxonomy places the organism in Eukaryota, Metazoa, Chordata, Actinopteri, Atheriniformes, Melanotaeniidae. Gene Ontology annotation, biological process: protein phosphorylation. The transcript has 13 exons. The record is from RefSeq and is a predicted model, not a curated record.